Molecule: messenger RNA, 1368 nt
Organism: Talaromyces atroroseus
Lineage: Eukaryota; Fungi; Ascomycota; Eurotiomycetes; Eurotiales; Trichocomaceae
Exons: 2
Coding region: 1-1368 (455 amino acids)
Source: RefSeq, a predicted model, not a curated record
AUGGCAACCACCACAGCACAGCCUUAUCUUCUUCGAGAACCCUCAGAAUUCCCCUUCUUCAAUAACGGUGACGUUUUGAUCAUCGUUCCUCCUAGCGACGUAUACAAAUUGCACUCCGACGUCCUCAAACGCUGUUCGCCAAAGCAUAUGGGAGCUCUCCUGGCAUCAAAAUACGCAGCACAAUUGACCAAAGCUGCUGUGAGCAGCGGGUGUUUCACUCGCUUCAAGCUCGCACUGGAGUACUCCGAAGAUCACCCAAACGGUGCUUUGCAAAGAAAGGAGGUAGACAAAUUUGGUCGUACUGCUACAGAAACCAAUCCUCGUGCAUUGUUUGGCAAUAUCUAUAACGAAUCCCUCCCUGCAUAUGCGCCAGAAUGCUGGAAAAAUCUGCUCGGCGCCUUUUACAACAUUGAGCCAGACAUGAGUGGCGCCUGUUUCAUUACAGUGCUGGAGAAAAGCGUGCGCCUGAUGGACACAGCAGACAGCAUCGGUGCUGCGGCGGCCGUGCGUGCAUACGUCGACAAUUCCCUUAUGCGCCAGGGCCAGAUGCUUUACCGUGCUGUGCUAGCAAAUCCUAUUUCAUGGGGGAAUCUUGCCAUGAGGGUUCAAUCCCCGUCCAUCUUCAACGAUUCUGUUAUACACGUGGUCGGUAGAUGGAACGCUCUGAAGAGAAGCGAAAAGAGAGGCAUGAACCCGCAAUUUCGAGCUAUUUGCGAGCAGAAGGCUGCACAACUGUACAAGAUUAAAGGUGCCAUUGAGAUGCGCAUCACGGGACAUAUCCCCAAAGUUUGCUGGAGGCAGGAGGGCAGAGACUCGACUUCACGAGUGAGUUAUGCCAACGAUGUAUACAUGUGGAUGGCCAUCUCCAUUCACUCGCGGUGGUUCUUUCAGGUCACUGGCAUAGAGCGUCGAGGACGCGAUGGUCCCGAUGGCGGCGCAGCUCUUUACAGGGCCGUUCACGAAGCCGGAACUUCGUAUCUCAAUGUCCAGGACUAUGUCAAUUUUCAUAAUAUCUGUCCCAUGUCAAAAAAGGCGCGCACGAUUCUAUACGACAAGAUCCGGCAGGUGAAAUACGAAGUUCGCGAUUACGUCAAGGGGUUAGUGGUUAAUAAGUCACAACUUGACCUUAAAGAUGACGUGCAUGUAGAGCAUCUCUUGUGUACUGAAAUGACGCCGGCGGAUCUCCCGUGGAACAGGACGGAUUCUGAUCAGCUUAUGCCUUCAGGAUUGUCAGAUGAUGCCGAAGGAGAGGGGGAAUCACAGAGAGAAGGGGGUAUUCCACCGAAUGACACUGUGUUUGGCUCUGAAAUUCGUCCAGAAGGCGUUCAAACAACCGUUGUUCCUGUCCUGGGUGCAGUCUCACAGUAA